This is a messenger RNA of Drosophila subobscura, 2509 nucleotides long. RefSeq names its product probable cytochrome P450 317a1 (gene Cyp317a1). Bases 272 to 1837 code for a protein of 521 amino acids. Gene Ontology annotation, molecular function: oxidoreductase activity, acting on paired donors, with incorporation or reduction of molecular oxygen; iron ion binding; monooxygenase activity. The transcript has a single exon. The record is from RefSeq and is a predicted model, not a curated record. Lineage: Eukaryota; Metazoa; Arthropoda; Insecta; Diptera; Drosophilidae.
UUUCUCCAACGCACUCAGUCGAAAAACGCGAUCCGGUAAUGAACGUAAGAACGCUCCGGGGAAUGCAUUAGAUCAUAGUCGGUGACACUACGACUGCGGUGGCCGAAAGAGAGACGGAAACAAAGAGAGUCUCAGUGCGCGAGUGGGAGAGACAGACAGACUGUGUUUGUGUGUGCGUGUGUGAGCAAAGGAAGGAAGUAGAGUCCCAGAAGCACAAGGGAUUUCCAUAUAAUUAUAUCUACAUGUGAUUUGUGGCAGAAAAACGCUCAUUAUGCAGAAUAUGUGGAUAAUAUUUCUGAUUAUUGGGCUGGUGGUGCUGGGCCUACUGAUUCUGCUUGUUAUGGCAGCGCGUUAUCAGCGUGACUAUUGGCGCUAUCUGAACAUUCCCCACGAAAGGCCGAAAAAGCUAUGGCCCAUCGUUAGGCAAAUAGUGACACAGACUCUCAGUACCGAGGCGAUGAAGACGGCUCAUUACUCGGCACUCUACACCAAGUUCAAGGGCGGCGGACCGUUUUGCGGCUUCUACGCACUACUACAGCCGCGGGCUCUGAUCCUGGACCGCGAACUGAUCAGGCAGAUAAUGAUCAAGGACUUCUGGAACUUCAAUGACCGCGGAAUGUACUGCAAUCAGAAAACGGAUCCGCUUUCGGGUGAUCUGUACGCCAUGCGAGGACAGAGUUGGAAGGAGAUGCGACAGAAGCUGGACCCCAGCCUGGAGAGCGAUCGCAUGGCCUGGCUGUAUGGCGGUCUGUACGAAGAGGCGGCACAUCUGCUGCUCACCGUCACCUCUACGCUAAUGAAGCAACCGCACUCCACGCUCCACAUACAGAAACUAAUGCGACAAUAUGUCCUCUCGGCCCUGGCCAGGUGCGUCUUUGGCCUGGAUGCCGAGCAACGACUAAAGUAUCCCCUGGAGGACUUUGAGAAAAUGACAGAGAUGGCCGUGAGUAGUCACAAGCAUGGCUAUUUGAUGAAUCUGAUGAUGAUCCGCUUCCCGAACUUCUGUCGCAUUCUGCGCAUGCGUCGUACACCCAAGCAGGCGGAGACCUACUUCCUCAAUUUACUCUCGGACAUUGUGGAUCAGCGCGAGGCUUCCGGCGUUCGCCAUCAGGAUUACCUGCAGCUGCUGGUGGAGAUCAAGGCACUGGAGCAAAUCACCCAUCAGUAUGAGGCGGACAAGGAGCUGAAGACGCAUCUGCAGAACGAACUGGCUGCCCAUGCUGUCGUUUUCCUGAAGGCUGGCUACGAGCAAACGGCCAAUACCUUGUCCUACAUCCUCUACGAGCUGGCACUCCACACAGACGUGCAGGCCAGGGUGCGGGAAGAGAUCAAGAAGGCCAUGGAGCGGCAUGACAACAAUCUGAACUAUGAGUGCGUCCAAUCGUUGGCAUACCUGGGCCAGGUCAUCAACGAGACGCUCCGGAUGCAUCCCAUCACGCCGUACAUACUCCGCCGCACCCUCACCGACUACCAAGUGCCCGAUCAUCCCAACUAUAUACUGGUCAAGGAGCUGUUCCUCAUCAUACCCACACAUGCCAUACACCACGAUCCGGACAUCUAUCCAGAGCCCGAUGAAUUCAAGCCGGAUCGAUGGGGUGGCCCGAGGGACUCGUUGCAGGAGCAGGGCACCUGGUUCGGCUUUGGCGUGGGCGCCCGCUGCUGCAUUGGCAUACAGUUUGCCCAGCUGCAGCUGCGCCUGGCCCUCGCCCUGCUGCUCAUGGAGUACGAAUUUACGCUAAACUCGCGAAAGCCGCUGGUCAGCCUGGAGGAUGGCAUUGCACUGCAGCUGACGCCAUUGGGGAUCAUCGAGCCAGGCAACGAGGAGCGGGCUAUCUGAGGGAAAUUAGUUGUAAAUUUAGAAAGUAGGGAUACAGAAUUUAAACCAUGAACAAAGUAUAGAAAGCAAUUUAAAACGAAAAAUGUCUAGGUAUAAAGUGUGGAGGACUAGAGAGACACAAAAAAUGGCAUUCUUACUUAAUAUACUCGUCUGUGCAUUGUUUUAUGUAAUUCAUUUAUUUAUUUUCGAAAGAGCAAAUAGUUUGCUUUAAAAUAUGUAACUUUGCCGUCUUACAGUAGUACUUGGUAGAAGUAUAAUUGAUUUAUUAAAAUAUUUGUCCUUUUGAUUCGUAUUUACUCGCAAUUAUUGUUAGGUAAAUAUCGUUUUGUUGCAUUGUCGUUUGCCGAUAUGGUUGGUUGGUUGGUUGGUUUGUGUGGUGUGCAGAGUUGAGCUUAUUAGCGUAGCGUAUAUUAAAGACAUUGUUUAAAAAUAGCUGGCUGCUUUCGUUGGUUAAUCGAAAUUAGAGUUACGGCUAGAGGCCGUUUUACGUGUUAGCACUAAAAUUAAUACAAAUUAAUAGUAAAUACGCGAAACUAAAGUCUAGUUAUAAGUCUAAGUUAAGUUUCAUUUCCGUUUUCUGUAAGUUUCGAUAUGGAAUGUGUUUUGCUUUGCCACUUCUACGUUUUGUCCGGGCAGCUCUACAAAAAUGCUAAUUAAAUCGCUAUACACUAA